AUGAGUCAAGCGGAUGCAUUAAGUCGAUUUUUUAAAGGUGAUGAAACAGAAGCGGAAGAUUACUUCACGAGAAUUAAAAAUAAAUUUGUUGCAAUGUGUACCUACUCUGACGAUGAUAAUGAUACUAAAUCUAAUAAGCCCGGUAUAAUAAGAAUUCCAUGUAAAACGGUGGCUGUUGCUAAGCAGGAAGACUUAGAUUUCAAUAUACAGGUUUUCAGUGAUGACGGUAUGCCGACCAAAGUUUGUAGUGAUUGUCGCUUGAUGUUUGAGUACAGCUAUUCCUUUAAGCAAAUGUGUAAACGUGCAGAAACUCUACUACGGCAGUAUCCACUCACUGGUAAAUGGCCGAAACCAUUACAAAAACCAACGCCACCAGAUCUACAAACUGUAACAAAAUCUACAACCAAUAAGGAAAGCAAGACUAUUUUGAACCAGAAACCAAUGCAAAUAAAUCGUACUAAUAAAAAUUCGGAAAACAAUAAAGAUGAACAAACAAAAAUUGUCGUAAAGAAAUUGCUGAAUGCAGAUCCCGCAGAUUCUCCUGAACCGCCGGUACCGAUACGCAUAAAAAAAGAAAAACUUGAGUUUGACGCUUUAAGCAUAAUGAACAAAAUAGAAAAUAAUGAUGAACUCUCAAUAGAUGAUGUACAGCGUUUUAUUGAUUCGGAUGGUUUUGCUGAAGAAACCCCUAAACCAACGGGUAAACCAAAACUUUUAAAUAAGUCCUCUAUACGCAUUUUGAAUAAGGAUGUAGAAAUCGAUAUUGAGCCGCUAUUAAGCAGGCCACAGGUAACACGUGAUGAAGAUGGUAACGUUGCUAUUGUUACAGAAAUACUAGUACCAAGCGAAAACUAUGAACCAGAAGAUGAACUUAUCAAACAAGCGCGACCAGUGAAAACAAAUGUGUUUCCAUGUCCAGAGUGUGAACGCUCAUUUCCGCUACGACAAUUGCGUGAUAUUCAUAUGGCCAAUCAUGUUCGCGAACGCUGUUUUCAAUGUCCUGAUUGCGAUAAAUCAUUCUUCUCGAAGUAUGACUUGCAGAAACACAGUGUGAUUCACACCGGAUAUCGUCCUUUUAAAUGCACAAUUUGUGAUAAAGCGUUCACACGUGCUACUUUACUAUAUCGCCAUGAGAAAAGCCACACUGAUGUACCUAAGCAUUUAUGUGUACAUUGCGAGAGACCGUUUCUCUCAAAAGAGGAAUUGGAAAAGCAUACCGAACGUCACCUUAAAAAUAGACCAUUCAAAUGUAAGAUUUGUAAUAAGGGAUUCGCAUUUAAGCAAGGCAAAGAACGCCAUGAGGUCAUACAUUCGAGAGUACAGCCGAAUCCUUGCCAAUACUGCGAUCAGAGUUUUUCAACACCCAGUAAGUUGGCUCGUCACUUGACUGCACAUGCUGGAUCACGUCCAUAUCCUUGUAAAUUCUGUUCAAAAUCGUACUUACUUUCACACCAUUUGACUCGUCACUUACGCUCUCAUAAACAAGAAAACUAUGUAUGUCCCAUCUGUAAUAAAGCUUUCAAGAAGAGAGAAUUACUCAUAUAUCAUUCCGCUGUUCACGCAAUUAAAAACCUAACAUGCUCACUUUGUGAGGAAACUUUCGCUACUAGUGAGGAGGUUUCAUUACAUAUAAAACAACACGCCGACAAUCCAACAUAUGCGUGCGUUUUCUGUGACUUACAAUUUAGCCUUAAUAGUACUCUGGAUGCUCAUGUGCUCGAGCAUCAUGCGGAAGACAUGCAGGCUUAUAAUGACGAUCCAAAAAGUGAUAAUAAAAGUACGGAAAAUAGCGGCAGCGAAAAGGAGGAUAGCAAUCCAGAGUUUCAAGAAGCAGUUGAAUAUAUCAUUGACGAGUUUCCUUUGGAAUGUAGUUCAAAUGAACAACAAAAUAUAAUAAAAGUGGAACCAGAAGAAACGGAAGUAUUAAACGAUCAACCAAAAAUAGUCAGUCAAAUUGUUAUACAACCAGGACAAAGUAAGAAACGAGGAGCCAAUGAAAUUCGCAAUACUAAAUCUAUAACAAAUUGUGAAGAGUUUCAGUAUAUAGACUCAGACGACCCACCAAUCGAACCACCGAGAAAACAACCAAAAGUUACUGAUAAAAAAAUUCCAGUAACUUCGAAGGUGGUAAGACAAAGAAAUCCUAAAACGGCUGCAGCUAUUACCCAGCAAGAAACUGUGAACUCAGGAAAUGCGUCUCCUAAGUUGAAACAAACUACCUUAACUUCGGUUCUAAAAGUUUUACCAAAAGGCAUAACUAUACGUAAAGCUGGAGGUAGUGAAGUUAGUCCAGUUGCUACUGCAGUGCCAAAGGUUGUGACAUCACCAAAAGGUGCUGAAAAGACAUCAUCUCCAGCAAAGUCAAAAUUCACUGAAACAAAACAAGUAUCGAAAUUAGUUAAAACUUCUCCAAACACACGUGCUAAUGCAUCACCAAAGAGUAUGCCGGCAACUAAUAAGAAUUCUAAUUCCCCAACUCAACAAGCACUUGUAGAAGCAAAGACAAGUACUGGGAGUAGUCCACAAACUGAUAAAAAUGCUGCGAGCUCUCCGAAAACAAAUCAAAAACCAUUUACCGAAAAAAUUUUGCCCAAUGGUAAAAAAGUUAGACAAAUGGUAGUAUCAAAGUCGGAAGCCGCUGCAAUGAUGAAAGCAGGAAAAGUUUUUGUACAGAACGGAAAUAUGAUACUUAAACUCAGUCCCACAUCGAGCAAAAAGGAAGUCGUUUUCAGUGAUGACGGUAUGCCGACCAAAGUUUGUAGUGAUUGUCGCUUGAUGUUUGAGUACAGCUAUUCCUUUAAGCAAAUGUGUAAACGUGCAGAAACUCUACUACGGCAGUAUCCACUCACUGGUAAAUGGCCGAAACCAUUACAAAAACCAACUCCACCAGAUCUACAAACUGUAACAAAAUCUACAUCCAACAAGGAAAGCAAGACUAUUUUGAACCAGAAACCAAUGCAAAUAAAUCGUACUAAUAAAAAUUCGGAAAACAAUAAAGAUGAACAAACGAAAAUUGUCGUAAAGAAAUUGCUGAAUGCAGAUCCCGCAGAUUCUCCUGAACCGCCGGUACCGAUACGCAUAAAAAAAGAAAAACUUGAGUUUGACGCUUUAAGCAUAAUGAACAAAAUAGAAAAUAAUGAUGAACUCUCAAUAGAUGAUGUACAGCGUUUUAUUGAUUCGGAUGGUUUUGCUGAAGAAACCCCUAAACCAACGGGUAAACCAAAACUUUUAAAUAAGUCCUCUAUACGCAUUUUGAAUAAGGAUGUAGAAAUCGAUAUUGAGCCGCUAUUAAGCAGGCCACAGGUAACACGUGAUGAAGAUGGUAACGUUGCUAUUGUUACAGAAAUACUAGUACCAAGCGAAAACUAUGAACCAGAAGAUGAACUUAUCAAACAAGCGCGACCAGUGAAAACAAAUGUGUUUCCAUGUCCAGAGUGUGAACGCUCAUUUCCGCUACGACAAUUGCGUGAUAUUCAUAUGGCCAAUCAUGUUCGCGAACGCUGUUUUCAAUGUCCUGAUUGCGAUAAAUCAUUCUUCUCGAAGUAUGACUUGCAGAAACAUAGUGUUAUUCACACCGGAUAUCGUCCUUUUAAAUGCACAAUAUGUGAUAAAGCGUUCACACGUGCUACUUUACUAUAUCGCCAUGAGAAAAGCCACACUGAUGUACCUAAGCAUUUAUGUGUACAUUGCGAGAGACCGUUUCUCUCAAAGGAGGAAUUGGAAAAACAUACCGAACGUCACCUUAAAAAUAGACCAUUCAAAUGUAAGAUUUGUAAUAAGGGAUUCGCAUUUAAGCAAGGCAAAGAACGCCAUGAGGUCAUACAUUCGAGAGUACAGCCGAAUCCUUGCCAAUACUGCGAUCAGAGUUUUUCAACACCCAGUAAGUUGGCUCGUCACUUGACUGCACAUGCUGGAUCACGUCCAUAUCCUUGUAAAUUCUGUUCAAAAUCGUACUUACUUUCACACCAUUUGACUCGUCACUUACGCUCUCAUAAACAAGAAAACUAUGUAUGUCCCAUCUGUAAUAAAGCUUUCAAGAAGAGAGAAUUACUCAUAUAUCAUUCCGCUGUUCACGCAAUUAAAAACCUAACAUGCUCACUUUGUGAGGAAACUUUCGCUACUAGUGAGGAGGUUUCAUUACAUAUAAAACAACACGCCGACAAUCCAACAUAUGCGUGCGUUUUCUGUGACUUACAAUUUAGCCUUAAUAGUACUCUGGAUGCUCAUGUGCUCGAGCAUCAUGCGGAAGACAUGCAGGCUUAUAAUGACGAUCCAAAAAGUGAUAAUAAAAGUACGGAAAAUAGCGGCAGCGAAAAGGAGGAUAGCAAUCCAGAGUUUCAAGAAGCAGUUGAAUAUAUCAUUGACGAGUUUCCUUUGGAAUGUAGUUCAAAUGAACAACAAAAUAUAAUAAAAGUGGAACCAGAAGAAACGGAAGUAUUAAACGAUCAACCAAAAAUAGUCAGUCAAAUUGUUAUACAACCAGGACAAAGUAAGAAACGAGGAGCCAAUGAAAUUCGCAAUACUAAAUCUAUAACAAAUUGUGAAGAGUUUCAGUAUAUAGACUCAGACGACCCACCAAUCGAACCACCGAGAAAACAACCAAAAGUUACUGAUAAAAAAAUUCCAGUAACUUCGAAGGUGGUAAGACAAAGAAAUCCUAAAACGGCUGCAGCUAUUACCCAGCAAGAAACUGUGAACUCAGGAAAUGCGUCUCCUAAGUUGAAACAAACUACCUUAACUUCGGUUCUAAAAGUUUUACCAAAAGGCAUAACUAUACGUAAAGCUGGAGGUAGUGAAGUUAGUCCAGUUGCUACUGCAGUGCCAAAGGUUGUGACAUCACCAAAAGGUGCUGAAAAGACAUCAUCUCCAGCAAAGUCAAAAUUCACUGAAACAAAACAAGUAUCGAAAUUAGUUAAAACUUCUCCAAACACACGUGCUAAUGCAUCACCAAAGAGUAUGCCGGCAACUAAUAAGAAUUCUAAUUCCCCAACUCAACAAGCACUUGUAGAAGCAAAGACAAGUACUGGGAGUAGUCCACAAACUGAUAAAAAUGCUGCGAGCUCUCCGAAAACAAAUCAAAAACCAUUUACCGAAAAAAUUUUGCCCAAUGGUAAAAAAGUUAGACAAAUGGUAGUAUCAAAGUCGGAAGCCGCUGCAAUGAUGAAAGCAGGAAAAGUUUUUGUACAGAACGGAAAUAUGAUACUUAAACUCAGUCCCACAUCGAGCAAAAAGGAAGUCUGAAUUUUACUUCCACAAGUACUUUCAUACGUUAUUUAAGUUUUAAAAAAAUUUUCAAUUUGCAAAUGAAUUCACAUAUAUGUUAUAUACCUACAUAUAUAUAUGUAUGUUGCAUCCAAUAAGUUUCAUUAUUUCAGUCAAGUGAAUUCAUUUUUAUAUGAUAUAUGAUGUAUUCUUACAUUUGAUAAUUAUAUCCUUUAUAAUAUUAGUUUUCAUAUAGUUUGCAACAGCCAAAAUAAUUUUUUUUAAUUACGUAUUGGCUAAAUAAUAUAUUGUCGAUAAUACAGUGCAAAGUAAAUAUCAUAAAUAUUAUCAUAAAUAAUUUAAUCAAUAAA
Molecule: messenger RNA, 5573 nt
Organism: Teleopsis dalmanni
Lineage: Eukaryota; Metazoa; Arthropoda; Insecta; Diptera; Diopsidae
Exons: 7
Coding region: 1-5241 (1746 amino acids)
Cellular component (GO): nucleus
Molecular function (GO): zinc ion binding
Source: RefSeq, a predicted model, not a curated record